Molecule: messenger RNA, 621 nt
Organism: Labrus bergylta (ballan wrasse)
Lineage: Eukaryota; Metazoa; Chordata; Actinopteri; Labriformes; Labridae
Product: gamma-crystallin M2
Biological process (GO): lens development in camera-type eye; visual perception
Molecular function (GO): structural constituent of eye lens
Source: RefSeq, a predicted model, not a curated record
CAAAAUGUCCCUUCGUACUAGUCAACAGCGUGUUCAAUAAAAUGAUCUUUAACCCUGCAGAUCAUCUUCUACGAGGACAGGAAUUUUCAGGGUCGCACCUAUGAGUGCAGCAGCGAGUGCUCGGACCUGCACUCGCACUUCAGCCGCUGUAACUCCAUCAAGGUAGACAGCGGAAACUGGAUGGUCUAUGAGAGACCCAACUACAUGGGCUAUCAGUACUUCCUGAGGAGGGGGGAGUACCCAGACUACCAGCGCUGGAUGGGAUUCAACGACUGUGUCCGGUCCUGCAGGAUGAUCCCUUCGCAUCAAGGAUCCCACAGAAUGAUGAUCUACGAACGCCCCGAGCUCGGAGGACAGACGAUGGAGCUGACCGAUGACUGCCCCUCCCUCCAUGAACGCUUCCAUCACAGCGACAUCAACUCAUGCAACGUGAUGGAUGGAAACUGGAUCUUCUACGAGCACCCACAGUACCGGGGACGGCAGUACCUGCUGCGUCCCGGUCAGUACAAGAGGUUCAACGAGUGGGGGAGCAUGACUCCCCGCGUUGGAUCCAUCAGACGGAUCUCUAUGUGAGAGACACUGUUAAUGUCAAUGACUGUCAAUAAAGCUUUCCAGUAAAAC